GUGUUUUCCUUCGAUUUUCCUUGGAUGAAUGUACACUCCCCAACAAGACGACCUCCAAGAUAAAUACUUUGAAAAGAUGGCAAAUGAUACUCAAUCUGGUCACAAAAUUAACGAGAAUGAUGGCAAUAGUUCAAAGAGAAGGCAUAUUGGUCACAAUGGUUCAACUACUUCAGGUUCUGUGACAACAGAGAGUUCAGGUUUAAGAAGGUCCACUAGAGAAACAUCUUCAACGAAGCAGAUUUUGUCAGGUACUUCAAUUACACGGAAAUCAGAGAGACUUGAGAAGCGGGCACUAGCAGACCCUCCAAUUAAGAGGAAAUUUGAGCAAGUUGAGGAGCAAAGGAUGCCGAGUCCCUCAAACAAGUCUGAGGGGAGCGAGAAACACCGAUCUUCAAAUUCUUCAGGAUCGACGAAAUCUGAAAAAGGCAUGAGUUCUUCAGAUACAAAAAGUGAAAAGGAGAAGAGAGAGAAAAAUGGGAAGCAACAAAUGAUGGAUGCCAGAGAACGGAGCAGAAAUGAGAAGCAGCAACAUAAACCUUCUUGUGUAAUUCUUAAAAAGAAGAGAUUGGAUGCACGUAGUUACAGUACAUUGCUCAGACCCCGUGCAAGGAUUUCUAAGGGGUCAGAUCUUGGUCUGAAGCUGAAAAGGGAGAAUAAACAGUCUCAGGGGGCAAGCUAUCAUAUUCGAGCUGGUGGUUCCAAAGAAGUUGAGGAGGAUGAAGAUGAAUGCAAUGAGAGAAGGGAAGAACAAGCCGUUGGAGAAUUCUCUCACUUCAGCUGUAAGCAGAGAAAUCACCAUGAGGAAAAUCAUGAAUUUGAAAGUAAAGAUAAAUCACCAGUGUUUGAGUCUGGUGAUAGUUCUCAGCAAUCAACUUCAGAUGGAGCAGGGCUUAAAGAAGCCGAGGACAAUUCUAAAGGCAUGCAGGUGGAGUGCUCUGUGAGGGAAGACUUUCAAAGAUCAGAGUUAAUGGAAUCUAUUUCUGAAGGAAGAUCACUUGCUGGUGACCAUGGAACAGGAGGUAUCGACAAAGUUAGAACUCUUAAAAGAAAGACAAAUGCAAUUGGUAUAAAUUCUGAUGAUCCUUUGAUGGAAGCAAGUCAGGAGAUCUGCAGUGUUACAGCUGAUGCUGUCUCUUUAUCGUCAUCUGGGAGCAAAGUGGGUAAUUUUAUUGAGAGAUGUGUUAUCUGCUCCAAGAGACAAAGGGUGGACUUUGAUUCAUGUGAUCAGGAGUUCUGCUCUUGCAAUGUAGAGGAUAGAAAGGAGCCUGAAGCUGGGGAUGGGACAAGACUUACUGAAGAAUGUCACAAUGUUGGGCAGGACAACAGGACUCCAUUUAUCCAUCGAGCUGAAGCUGAUCAGAAUGCUUGUGUAGUCUGCAAGCUUGGUGGAAAGCUCUUGUCGGUAACUUUGGCUCUGAUUCCUUCUUUUUUUCUUAUUUUCAAGUUUCCUUACUAUCAGAAAUAAUUGCACAUUUUUGUAUCCCUUCU
Molecule: messenger RNA, 1488 nt
Organism: Telopea speciosissima
Lineage: Eukaryota; Viridiplantae; Streptophyta; Magnoliopsida; Proteales; Proteaceae
Product: corepressor interacting with RBPJ 1-like
Exons: 5
Coding region: 29-1465 (478 amino acids)
Source: RefSeq, a predicted model, not a curated record